GCAUUUAUUUUAGCAUCGAAAGUCAACGUGCUUUAUGAAAACAAUUAGAUAGAACAAUAUAUGUUAUCAACUGGCUGGAUAAACAGGGAUUUAAGAAUGUUUCUCCGGCGGCUAGCCGUUCAGUGAGGAUCCGACCUCGCGAGCUGGAGGAUGAGGCGCUGAAUUAGUGGUUCUUACACACGCAAUAUCUAGAAAAUUACGAAGUUAAGAAAAUAUCUGUUUUAUUUUACUACAAGUAUGUCCUCUUCUAACGAUCUUGUUCGUGCCCACCAGAUGGCAAUGGUUGGAAAUCCUUCCGCCGGGAUUUAUCCUCAGUACGGAAAUCUUGGACCCGGAAUGUCUCCGAUUCCUUAUCCCGCGGGACUGUACUGUCCCUCCCUGGAUUUUAACCGAGCCUAUGCCCUAAGGAUGAUCGAGGAGAUGCAAAGGAGAGACCAGCCUCAGAAACCUCCUUACUCCUACAUCGCCUUAAUCGCCAUGGCCAUCAAAAAUGCUCCGGACCGAAAGAUCACCCUAAACGGAAUCUACCAAUUCAUCAUGGAAAGGUUUCCUUAUUACCACGACAAUAAGCAGGGCUGGCAGAACUCUAUCCGCCAUAAUUUGAGCCUCAAUGACUGUUUUGUUAAAGUAGCUAGAGAGAAAGGAAAGCCCGGGAAAGGGAACUACUGGACGCUGGACCCAAACUGUGAGGAGAUGUUUGAGAACGGAAACUACCGUCGCCGCAAGAGGAGGGUGAAGGGUUCCAGCAAGGAAGACUGCGACCAGAUCGAGGGUGGAUCCGAAACGGAGGCUCUGUCCGACUCGGAGGAACACCCAGAUGUAGAGUUGGGUGGUUUGGACGAAAACGACAGCGGGAUAAACGUCGCCUGCUCCGACGAGGAGAAUUCUAAAGACGGAACCGAGAACCGAUUGAGUGGGGAGGGGAAUCCGUCCAGUUCGUCGGAAAUUCCGGCAAUCCGAAAAAGACUUUUCACCAUCGAUAGUUUGAUUGGAGACGACUCUCCUGCACAUUUCCAGUCGCAGACGACCGCCGGAAAACGUAAGCUGGACAGCUACGACAACGAGCCAAAUGAGAAAAAGAAAAAAUAUGACAUUUUUGACAAAAUACCCAGCCCUCCCCCAAAAAUCAUCGACUUGAAAGGACAAUCUCCGACUUCUUUUCAAAUUUCUCUUGCGUCGGGUCUCUACGGUAACAGUUUUCUUCGAAACCCUCCCCAUGGGUUGUCGCCGCCCCUUGGGGCUUACCCCGGAUACCCACCUUUUGGCGGGUUUUCCUUACCCAUCAGUAACCCACAGGAACUGUUGCUGAGAGCCCAAGGAUUGGGACAUUUCCUAAACGCCGGGACCAGCGACCGGGAAUGGACAUCACGGAACUCUCCCGUCGGACUCCGAUGACAGUGAAGAACUUUUGGACUUUAGAACUUCGUGCCUUGUGUAAUUUUGAUUUAUGUCUGAAUGGACGUUUGUUGUACUCGGAGGCCGUGUUUUUUAUUUUUUAUAUUCAGUGUCACAGAUUCCAGUAUUGUUUAUAUUGCUGCACUAAGCCGUCAAUUCUUUCAACACUUCUGCUGAUGUAUUUGACAACGAGAACGGACCUUAAUUGUGAAAUAUUGCUCUUUUUGGAUGAAUGAUAUUUUAAUGACGAAACCCCACGAGUGAAACAGACAGUGUAGAUAAAAACUGUACUCCAAAAAUAUUUGUUUUAUUCGCGAUUCGUGGUGUCACCAGUGACCAGAUGUUAGAUGGCUUAUUUUUCAUUGUUAAGCAAUAAUUGUUAAUUAUUUGUACAUUUUAUUGAAUUGUAAAAAUAAAUAUAGUACUCUAUGCUCAUAUAAACAACUAUCAUUUGUUGUGUAUUUUUAGACAACACAUAACAAAUUAAUUAUUUUCAGAAAAAAAUUAAUUUAUCUUCUAAAUUUGUGAUUUAAAAAAACGAGCAAAUGCAAUAUAAAAUAGAGCUAUAUUAAUAAAAAUAUUAAACAGACUUUUCAUGUUCGUAGAAAAAACUUUACUAUUUCUAAAUUUAAUCUCUGAAAAAGAAGCCUUGUAAUUUUGCAAAGUUGCUUCAAGUAUUUUAUUUUUAUAUUAUGAUAUGUUGAUUAAGUAAAAGAGAUGGGUUUCCUACAGGAUAUGACAUCCGUAAUGCGUGCUCCCAGAUACGUAAUCAAAGGCUCUAGAUUAUUUACAAAAGAAAUAUGAGCGUUUUCUGGGAGUUCUGACUAGCUUCGGGAUUUUUUCUGCUAUGCUGUGUGAUCAUUAGCAUGGAGUAAAUAUUUAUAAUGACAUUGGGAGAACCACCUAGUAGAUGAAGAUGAUAGCCGCGAUGAUCUAUCGCUCCAGUAGAAGUUAUCAGGUCCUGUAGUAUGUCGUCAAUAUCAGUCGGGAAUAAUCCUCGUAUAUUUCAAAAUUGUUUAUUGAAAAAUCUGGAAAGCUCUUUGCAUAUUGCGCUGAGACGAGAAAGAUUAUAUUGUAUAUUUCUGCGAUUAGAUGGUUUUUUUUUUUAAAAUUGUCAUGAAUUAGAAAAUAGAUAAAGGAAUUAGAGAUGUACAGUAGAUAUAAAUUUUUAGAAUUGAUAUAUGAUUUUAAAAUAAUAGUUUAAUGUCAAAUGUUAGACGAGGAAUUUACUUUAUAAACCACCGAAAAUCAUCAGCCAUUGUAAUGUGGAAAUGGGUUUUCUAAAUAAUUUCUUUGUUUUAAAAACAUAUUAAUUAACAAACUCAUGAAAAUGAAGAACGGUUAAAAUUAAUGUUGUUUCUCUAGACAUUUUAAUUUUACAAAUAUAAAUAAACAUAUAUCAUCCGCAAUAAAGUCAAAGUUCUUCUUUUUCUCUCCUAAUAUUUGUAAUUUAAAAUUAUACAAUAUACCUUCAGAACAUUUAUUUAAUUUCCACAGAAAUGUCUUGUCAUAUCGAAUUUUUCAAAAUUUGACGAUGGGGGUAAUAAUACACACCGUUGGGUGUGCAUAUACACAUUCUUUUCUCAAAUAUUUAUAAAGUCAAAUUUCAAUAUUUUUCUAAUUAAAUUUGGACACUGGACUAGUCUUUUUUAUCGGUAAAUAACUAAUGCCAAGUAAUCGCCGGUGUUUGCAUUCUCCUGUAGACAUAACGAAAGCCUUAUGUACAACUGCGGAUAUACUUGCACGACUUCGAUUUAAAAAAAAAAAGAGUUGGUUGCAUAUGAAUUGCAACAUCAUAGCUUGAAAUACUGCUGGAUCUAAUACAUGUUUAUAAUAGAAUCUCUUUCUUUCAUAGUAUAAACUUAGAUAAAAAUCUAGAUGAAACUGUCAACUUAAAUAUCAUUAUGAAAAAAAAUCAAAGACAAACUGCCAAAUAUCUCAAUUUGAUUUAUUCAGUUAGACAAAAUUAUCUGUACAAAUCAAAGUAAACUCAUGCGUUCAAUCUACUGUAUAUACUAUAUGUAUAUUCAAGAUUUCAAAGUGACAUAUAGGUCCAAUGGGCCGGGUGUAAUUCGAUAAUGUAUAAUAUUGUAUUGUACUAUACUCAUGACAUACACAUGUCACUAUAAUAAAAAUAUUUACUUA
Molecule: messenger RNA, 3540 nt
Organism: Magallana angulata
Lineage: Eukaryota; Metazoa; Mollusca; Bivalvia; Ostreida; Ostreidae
Product: forkhead box protein C1-like
Exons: 1
Coding region: 238-1395 (385 amino acids)
Biological process (GO): anatomical structure morphogenesis; regulation of transcription by RNA polymerase II; cell differentiation
Molecular function (GO): RNA polymerase II cis-regulatory region sequence-specific DNA binding; DNA-binding transcription factor activity, RNA polymerase II-specific
Source: RefSeq, a predicted model, not a curated record